This is a messenger RNA of Seminavis robusta, 1275 nucleotides long. NCBI's taxonomy places the organism in Eukaryota, Bacillariophyta, Bacillariophyceae, Naviculales, Naviculaceae. The record is from the annotation of a GenBank genome assembly.
AUGGGAUCGAUUCGUGAAGCCGCAGUUAUCCUUUCCCUUUAUCUGUUACUCUCCAGCCAUCCAGUAACUGGUUUCUCGCCGCAAGGAUACCCCGUGUUCCGGUCGCCAAGGAGAAGCUUCAGACCAUCCAACCAACGGCCAAUAUUGCUCUGGUCUGGAUUGGAUAGUAAGAAUGAGGGAGAGGAAUCCAGCAAUCCUUCUGUCUCUGGUUGGCAACCAGAUAGGAUCCUUUCGUCCGUUUUGAAAAGCCUCUGGAAGGGCGUCACAAUACCCUUUCCUCAACUGCGAAACACCUUGAAACCUCACUCCAGCGGAUCGAAGAUCAAGUUUGGAGUCAGUCUUCGAAUCCGAGACUGUUUGGUGUUCCUACUUUCCUACCUCACUGUCGGUGUCCUGGCUUUUUCGUUUGUCUUUGAACGGUGGUCCAUUGUAGAUGCACUCUACUUUACAUCCGUGUGCUUUUCUACAGUCGGCUAUGGUGAUUUGUGCCCCGAGACUGCGGCUGGAAGAAUUUUCACAGGAUUCUUUGGAAUGGCAGGGAUUGCAUUCCUGGGAGCAGCUGUUGCUACAAUCUGCUCCACUAUUGUCCAUUUAGACGUGGAAUCCACCAAAAAGUACAUGGAGACGGAGGGCAAGCGACGCAUCUUGAACUUGUUCCAAAACAAUAGCGAGAAUGUUAAGGAGAAAACCACAACUGGAGAAAAUCAACGCGACAAUAAGCUCCAUCCGAUGAUAGUCAAGGUUUCGUCGUGGCUGGGUGCGGUGCGUGGCUCUCUGCCCUCUCUUUCCAUCAUAUUUUUGGGUGGCGCCAUCAUGAGAUUCUUGGAUGGAGGAUGGCAUAGUAUCGUGGAAACCAUGUACUAUUCCAUCAUCACAGCGAGCACCAUUGGACUGGGAGACUUUUGUCCUCGAACGCCACGUGCUCGUCUGUUUGCCAUUUUUUACAUUCCUCUCUCCGUCGGAGCAGCGGGAGAGCUCCUGUCGAGUAUUGCUACAGCAUUAGUGAAAAGAAGGCAGAAAAAGGCAUACGAAACGGAUCUCCAAUCCAAUCUCACCCUUGCACAUCUUCGGGCCAUGGAUGCCGAUGAUUCUGGAUGUGUAGAUAGAGAAGAGUACGUCUACUUCAUGCUCAAGGAGAUGGGGCUGAUCUCUCAGAACGAUCUAGAUGAGUUGUUUCAACAGUUUGAAGCAUUGGAUGUGUCGAACAGCGGGAGACUGGACAAGGAAGACUUGAAACUCAUGGCCAAGCUAAAGGGUGCGGAGGUGCUAGAUUGA